This is a messenger RNA of Phacochoerus africanus (Common warthog), 5571 nucleotides long. RefSeq names its product 6-phosphofructo-2-kinase/fructose-2,6-biphosphatase 4 (gene PFKFB4). The transcript is spliced from 15 exons. The coding region runs from base 81 to 1733 and encodes 550 amino acids. Gene Ontology annotation, cellular component: cytosol. The record is from RefSeq and is a predicted model, not a curated record. Gene Ontology annotation, biological process: fructose metabolic process; fructose 2,6-bisphosphate metabolic process. Gene Ontology annotation, molecular function: ATP binding; fructose-2,6-bisphosphate 2-phosphatase activity; 6-phosphofructo-2-kinase activity. Lineage: Eukaryota; Metazoa; Chordata; Mammalia; Artiodactyla; Suidae.
GAUGAACCGAGGCACGGAAGGAGGCAACUCCCUGACAGGACUCGGGUCAAGGAGCAGCAGGCGGGUUUCCUACCUGGGAAAUGGGGCCGUGGGAGGGGCGAUGGCCCCCAGAGCAGAUACAGACCCUGGCCUUGAAGAGAGGCCCCAGGAUUCUCCUGCUGUUGACUUGUGGCCUCUCACUGGAUACAGAGAUUUGGGAAGUUUGCAUGACCAACUGCCCAACGCUCAUUGUCAUGGUGGGGCUGCCUGCCAGGGGCAAGACCUACAUCUCUAAGAAGCUGACUCGCUACCUGAACUGGAUUGGCGUGCCCACGCGGGAAUUCAACGUUGGCCAGUACCGCCGGGACAUGGUCAAGACGUACAAAUCUUUCGAGUUUUUCCUUCCAGACAACGAAGAGGGCCUGAAAAUCAGGAAGCCCUUCGUGGGGAUGAGCUCUGACAGGGAGGGGAGCUCAAGGCAAUGCAGAGGUACAGGCCUCAGUGGAUGGAGCAGAGUGGGAGUGGGACCACCUCCUGGUACCGUCUUGCAAAGCCAGAAGAAUCAGGCCUGGAACUGGGUUCUUUCCUCCCUUUGCCCCAGUAAAAGCCCCCUAAGGAUCUCUGGAGAAUACCUGGCAUGGAUCAGGCAGUGUGCCCUGGCAGCUCUCCGUGAUGUUCGGCGGUUUCUUAGUGAGGAGGGGGGACAUGUGGCGGUUUUUGAUGCAACAAAUACCACCCGAGAACGGAGAGCGACCAUCUUCAAUUUUGGGGAACAGAACGGCUACAAGACCUUUUUUGUUGAGUCCAUCUGUGUGGAUCCUGAGGUCAUAGCUGCCAACAUCGUGCAAGUGAAACUGGGCAGCCCUGACUAUGUCAACCGCGAUAGUGAUGAGGCCACGGAGGAUUUCAUGAGGCGCAUCGAGUGUUAUGAGAAUUCGUACGAGUCACUAGACGAGGACCUGGACAGGGAGCUGUCCUACAUCAAGAUCAUGGACGUGGGGCAGAGCUACGUGGUGAACCGCGUGGCUGACCACAUCCAGAGCCGCAUCGUGUAUUACCUCAUGAACAUCCAUGUGACGCCCCGCUCCAUCUACCUCUGCCGGCAUGGGGAGAGCGAGCUUAACCUCAAGGGCCGGAUUGGCGGGGACCCAGGACUGUCCCCCCGGGGCAGGGAGUUUGCCAGGAGUCUGGCCCAGUUCAUCAGUGAUCAGAACAUUAAGGACCUAAAGGUCUGGACAAGCCAAAUGAAGAGGACAAUCCAGACGGCUGAGGCCCUGGGUGUGCCUUACGAGCAGUGGAAAGUUCUCAACGAGAUUGAUGCGGGUGUCUGUGAGGAAAUGACCUAUGAGGAAAUUCAGGAUCAUUAUCCGCUGGAGUUUGCCUUGCGAGACCAGGACAAGUACCGGUACCGGUACCCCAAGGGGGAGUCCUACGAGGACCUGGUCCAGCGACUGGAGCCUGUCAUCAUGGAGCUGGAGCGUCAGGAGAAUGUUCUGGUCAUCUGCCACCAGGCGGUGAUGCGCUGCCUCCUGGCCUACUUCCUUGACAAGGCGGCAGAGCAGCUGCCCUACCUCAAGUGUCCACUGCACACAGUCCUGAAGCUGACCCCUGUGGCUUAUGGUUGUAAAGUGGAGUCCAUAUUCCUGAACGUGGCAGCUGUGAACACGCACCGCGACAGGCCUCAGGUAGUAGCAGGGUCACUGCCGGGGUGGUGGGCACGUGCUGGCGGUCCGGACACAGGCAGGUCGGGCUGAAUGAGCUUGAAUUCUGUCAGGAGGAGGCCGUGGCUGAGACAGAAGCUGGAGGCCUAUGAGAGGCAGGUGCAUCCAUGUCCCACAGUCCCAAGCUUCAUGAGCACCUUUUCCAGCUCGAGCACCUUUAAAAAGUAAAAGUGUCUUGCCUUGUUGGGGAAAAGGCCACACAGAUGCUGGGCAGGUCGUGGCGCUAGACAGAGACCUUGCUGCAGAAGGGCAGUUCUCCGUCCUGUGUUCCCUCAGUGUCUUAAGAUAGGAGUGUUGAUGUGGUGCUCAGAAUCACUUUGUGCUCAUGUGGGGUCCUUCUGCCAGGUUGGUUACCUUUCCCACUGAGGCCAAGGGCAGCAGGACCAUCUCUCCCAGACCCUAUUACCGUUUACUGCACCAUGAAAGCUCCUGGGGCCUCAGUUGUGCCUGCUGCCACACUCAGUGGGACAUGCUGGGCCUUGGGUCCCCGCCCCAAGUUAAGGUGUGUGGAUGUGCCCUACAUCCCAGGGCUGCUGCCCCUCAGCAGGACCAGUCACUGUGUAAGCCUCUUCCCCAUUUGCUCUGAGAGUCCGAUGCAGGCCCAGUCUGGCACAGAGAGGUCACAGGGAAGGUCUAUCCUAAUAGGCCCUUUGUGCUGAGGAAAGCCUGGAAGGCAUCGAGCCUCCAGCACUGACAGCGUGAUGCUGGUGGGCCCCACAAGCAUCAGCAGCCAGCAUGGCCGUGGUGUAGCUGGCAGGCACCCUGCCCACCUCGGGGUGGGUGCUUGUAAGAAGCUAGCUUCUGCUGGCCACUUGUUCCCGAAUGAUUCCCUUUAAGGUGAGCAGGAUCCCCAGGUCCUGGCCCAUCUUGGGGUCAGGUCAUGGUGGAAAAAAGGCUUUUGGGAAGUCUGACCCCCGUGAGAAUCAUACCUGUCUCUCCAAUUGCAGGAGCCAGUUCCCUGAACCUAGGGGUGUGGCCAUGGGGCCAUGUCUCUAUCCCCGCAGAUCUGGGCAUGUCACAUUGCUUAGGGUGGUGACAUCAGUGACCUGCUCCUAUGGGCUACCAGCAUCGGGGGGGUCAAUAGGACAGUUUUAUAGAGCUGAGAGGGAAGGUUCAGGCCCCUGUUCCUUAAGCCUGAGAUGCCCUGAGCUUAGCCAGUUGUGGACAGGACUGGGGGGUGCCAUCUGCACUAAGGGGGAGGCUUUAGGAGGUGCAGAGGGUCCUGUGCCCCACCUCUGAGGGGACAGACCAGGAGACGUCCACAGGCUGCUGGGGCCACAUCUGACAUGUGUCCACCAAUAAUAUAGAGCCAGGAGGAGGGCACUCCUGGGAGCUGAUGCCCUGUCCUGUCUCCAUGAUGAGGAGCGGUCCUCUAGCCCAGGUGUUCCUCCCCAUGUGACCUGGACCUGAAGCAGAAGGUGGGGACAGCCUUCUUCUGGGUAACGUCUGAUCUGCCUGCAAGGAACACACGGGAACUUAGGGCAUCCUCCACCCCCACCCGUGUUCUGGUGCUCGUCCACCUGCUACGUGUGGAGAGGCUCUUGACCCCUGGCUCUUGGGGAAGGUCAAGAUCUAAGUCCUGUGGCUGGGGCUCCUCAGGGUGUGGAUGUGAGGACGCAGCCACAGCAGCGAGCAAAGCAGAUGGUGGUAUCUGUCCUUAGCUCUAGGUGAGUGUCGUGUGUGUUUAUUUUUGUGCAGAAUGUUGACAUCUCUCGGCCUCCAGAGGAAGCCCUUGUCACUGUCCCUGCUCACCAGUGACUAUGUCUUGUCCACGGCACCCCCUGGGCCGUUGUUGAGCUCUUCGGACGAGGUCAUUCCAGGCCCUUCGUCUGUGUGACAGUCAUUGCACAGGAACCCCCUCAAAGCCAUGCGUGGUUGGUGGCGCCCAGAACCCCCGCCCCAGCCCACCUGUUUCCUUGUUGACAGCGACAGGGUUGUACGUGGUGCCCAACCUGCUGCUAAAAAUCACUCGCCCGACUGCCCACGCUGGUGUGUGAGAGUCCUCCCAGCACAUGACCCUUCUCUCUCACCGGCUGGGUGGGUUUUGUGAAGUGUCACACCCAAAAAUGUGAACUGAAAGCACUUGCUGUGAUCUUUCCACCCACCGAGGCGGAGCUGCCUGGGUAGACCUGGGGACACCUCCAAGGGCUCUGCGUCCCUCUCUAUGAUCACUUCCUGAUCCAGAGGCAAGGUCUUCGUGGGAUCCCUUGGGAUUUGCUGCUGCCUUUGUGAGUGAGAGAGCCUGCCCCCUCCUGCUCCGCCGGGAACUGAAGAGCUUCUGCCAAGGCAGCCACCUCCGCAGGCAGACCCUCGUUCCAUGCACCACAUCUGUGGACGCUCAGGAAAGCAGUGUGCUCCCUUCAGCAUCUGGGGGUGCACAGAAACACGUGGGGAGCAGAGCACUUGAGGUCACUCAUUCACAAUUAUGCCUACACUGGAAUACUUCUGGGAGCCAGUGGCCAAGGCCACCCUUCCCCGACACUCUCAUGGUGCAACAUGUAAAGACAUAACGACAGGGUGGCUGGGGUGUUCUCUUGUGGUGCAGUGGGUUAAGGAUCCCACGUUGUCACUGCAGUGGCUUGAGUCACUGUUGUGGCGCAGGUUUGAUCCCUGGCUCAGGAACUUCUGUGUGCUGCAAAUGCAGCAAAAAACAAAACAAAGCAAAAAACAAAAACCAAUCAAACAAGAAAGAACAAAGACAGGCGGUUGUAUGAGUUAUCCCCCCAGUGUACACUCCCAAGUGCUCGAGGGAUAGGCUGCUCUCCCCUCUCCCUUUCCCGGCCAUGCCACCAGGCUACCUCACCCACAGCUGCCUGUGCCCAUACAGGAGUAUGCACUGGUGACAUGACCUGCAUUUGCUGUGAAGGGUUUGGGAAAGCUUGUGAUCUUGUAGAGCCUGGCCUGGCAUGGAUUGGCCUCUACCGGUGGGACUGAGCAGGUGAGAGGCUGGAACCGGAGGCAGCCCAUGGCCAGGGGAGGGUUUUCACAGCCACCUCACAGCUUUUGAUUCUUGUACACAGGAGCCUGGUGGAAACGACCUCAGGAAGCCUGCCAUCUGUCACACCCUGAGUUCUUCUAGGCCCAGAGAGGUGGGCUGGGCAGUGGGUUCCAGCUCCAUUUUGUAGCUGGGAGAACUUACUGGCCAGCAGGCUGUGAGGCUGGAUGAGAAAAUGUGUGGAUUUGUAGUUGGGUGCCCUGCUGCCUACAGGUGGUUCUUGGUGAAGCCAGGCUUCCAGAUCCCAUGUCCUGGCCCAGGCUGGUGGUCUCUCGGCCUCUUGUGAGCAGCAGCUGUGGACCAACACGAGAGAAGAGAUGUCCACGACAGAGCUAUAGCAGGAUCCUCCUUGUGGAUUUGUCUCCUGUCAGAGCCCCAAGCCCCUCAAGACAGGGCCAGAGCACCAUGCCUCUGCUUUGGGAUGUGGGGACUGCAGCCUUUGCUUCUAUGUCUGCUGGAGUUUUGGUGACUUUAAGUCAACAGGACAUGUUCACUCAUCAGCCAUAGCAAGUCCCUUUGGUCAGUGGCAUGUACACCAAGAUGUCACCACUUCUCCAGGACCUCUGGCUGGCUGAGGCAAGAUCAGCGAGGCCUUUUCUCUGUGUGUCCAGAGGGCAGCCAGGAGCUCCUGAGCCACAUGUGUUACAAGGACUGGGCUGGGGCAGGGGGAGGUCUGGGGUCCCAGCAGGGCUCUCUCCGGAGCUAUGUCUGCGGGGCAGCAGCCCGCCUGGCUGGCUUCCAGGUUGUAGCCGUGAUGGCUGAUGUGCUCCUGUUGCAGAUGAUUUUCCUGCUCUCUCUGGAAUGGAUGUUGUUGGAUUGCAGCUACACAUCACACACAGCAUUCUUUGCAAUAAAUACGUUUUUAAAAACGAAUAA